Messenger RNA from Trichoderma citrinoviride, 1488 nucleotides. RefSeq names its product pyridoxal-dependent decarboxylase-like protein. The record is from RefSeq and is a predicted model, not a curated record. The coding region runs from base 1 to 1488 and encodes 495 amino acids. NCBI's taxonomy places the organism in Eukaryota, Fungi, Ascomycota, Sordariomycetes, Hypocreales, Hypocreaceae. The transcript is spliced from 2 exons. Gene Ontology annotation, molecular function: carboxy-lyase activity; pyridoxal phosphate binding. Gene Ontology annotation, biological process: amino acid metabolic process.
AUGAACACGGAGCAGUUUAGGGUGGCGGCCAAGGCGGCCAUUGACGAGAUCGCAAAUUACCAUGAGAGCGUCCCUGAGCGCCGGGUCGUCUCAGCUGUUGAGCCGGGCUACCUGAGGCCGCUCCUCCCCGCCUCGGCACCGCUCGACGGCGAGCCAUGGGAGGCCAUCCAGUCGGACAUCCAGUCCAAGAUCAUGCCCGGCAUCACCCACUGGGCGUCUCCCGGCUUCAUGGCCUUCUUCCCCUGCUCGAGCAGCUACCCCGCGGCCAUUGCGGAGAUGUACUCCAACGCGUUCAACGGCGCGCACUUCAACUGGAUCUGCUCCCCCGCGGUGACGGAGCUGGAGACGAUCGUCAUGGACUGGCUGGCGCAGGCGCUGGGGCUGCCGGAGUGCUUCCUGAGCGGCGGGCCGACGCACGGCGGCGGCGUGAUCCACGGGAGCGCGAGCGAGGCCAUCCUCACGGUUAUGGUCGCGGCGAGGGACAAGUACAUCAGCGAGGCGACGGCCCACCUGCCCGAGGGCGAGGACAAGGAGGAGGAGACGUGGCGGCUGCGCAGCAAGCUGGUGGCCCUGGGCAGCGCAGGCGCGCACUCGAGCACCAAGAAGGCGGCGCAGGUGCUGGGCGUGCGCUUCGCGACGGUGCCCGUCUCGCAGGACAACGGCUUCUCGAUGACGGGCGAGGCGCUGGCCAAGACGCUCGACGAGCUCCGGGCCAAGGGGCUGGAGCCCUUUUAUCUGACGGCGACGCUGGGCACGACGGACGUCUGCGCCGUCGACGACUUUGCCAGCAUCGCCUCCGCGCUGGCGCCCCGAGCGGGCAAGCCGGGCGAGAUCUGGGUGCACGUGGACGCGGCGUACGCGGGCGCGGCGCUGCUGCUGGACGAGAACAAGCCGCUGGCCGAGCCGAUGGCGGCCUUCCACUCGUUCAACUUCAACCCGCACAAGUGGAUGCUGACGACCUUCGAUUGCUCGGCCGUGUGGGUGCGGCACAGGGGCCACCUCAUCGCCGCGCUGAGCAUCAAGCCGCCGUACCUGCGCAACCAGUACAGCGACAACGAGCUGGUGACGGACUACCGCGACUGGCAGAUCCCGCUGGGCCGGCGCUUCCGCUCGCUGAAGCUGUGGUUCGUGCUGCGGAGCUACGGCAUCAGGGGCUUGCAGGCGCACAUCCGCAACGGGGUGUCGUUGGGCGAGUCCCUCGAGGAGAAGCUCGCUUCGAGGGAGGACUUGUUUAGCGUGUUUACGAGGGCGCGGUUUGGGCUCGUGACGUUUCGCGUGAGGGGGGAUGGCGAGGAGGAGGUGAAUCGGAGGACGGAGAGGCUGUAUGAGGCGAUUAAUGCGGGCGGCAAGUUUUACCUGACGAGCACGGUUGUGAAUGGGCAUUUCGCGAUACGGGUGUGUACGGGGACGGCGGCGGUGAGGGAGGAGCAUGUCCGGGGGUUGUUUGAGCUGUUGGUUGAGACUGUUACGAAGCAGUUGAAGGAGUGA